This is a messenger RNA of Caenorhabditis elegans, 481 nucleotides long. RefSeq lists its product as uncharacterized. The record is from RefSeq and is marked reviewed. The transcript is spliced from 3 exons. NCBI's taxonomy places the organism in Eukaryota, Metazoa, Nematoda, Chromadorea, Rhabditida, Rhabditidae. The coding region runs from base 8 to 343 and encodes 111 amino acids.
UUUUAGAAUGAAGAUCUUAUCGUUGAUUCUUGUAAUUUUGGUGCUUGUGGUGUCAACAGAAUCCGCCGCUUCCAACAAUAUUUUCUCAUCAAUCUUUUCUUUUGGCAAGAAAAAACCAACAAGUACUCCAACACCUAGUUAUUCAAAAGCUUCCGCUUCCACGAGCCGGUGUGGAGUACAAGCAUCACAAUGUUCUGCUUAUGAAUGUUGUAACUUUGAUCAGACAUGUCUUCGAAACCGCUGCUUCCCAAGACUAUCGAACUGUCCAGUUACUCGGGACCAAUGUGGAAAUGCAUGUUGCAAGACUUCUGAGCAAUGUCGCAAUGGAAAGUGUUCCCGAUAAUUUAUAUAACUAUACAUUUAUGAAUAUUCAAAAAACAAUAUGUGCACAAAAAAUUGUGAAACGAGUGUAAACGUGUGAAAAGUGUACAUGCGAUGUAUACAAUAUGGGAGAUUGUAAAUUUUCAAUAAAAAAGUCACU